This is a messenger RNA of Acanthopagrus latus (yellowfin seabream), 926 nucleotides long. RefSeq names its product TATA-box binding protein associated factor 13 (gene taf13). The coding region runs from base 166 to 540 and encodes 124 amino acids. Gene Ontology annotation, biological process: transcription by RNA polymerase II. The record is from RefSeq and is a predicted model, not a curated record. The transcript is spliced from 3 exons. Gene Ontology annotation, cellular component: transcription factor TFIID complex. Lineage: Eukaryota; Metazoa; Chordata; Actinopteri; Spariformes; Sparidae. Gene Ontology annotation, molecular function: protein heterodimerization activity.
GAGCUCAUCUCCAACCUGCAUCUGCACCCCUUCCUGAGACCCCGAGUGGACAGAGAGAAAGCUGGGGGGAGAGAAGACAAGGUCGCGGAAACAGAAGCGGAAGUCAACACAGACGCCAGACGAGCGCGGACUGUUGCAGUGACGCUUCCCAGAACUACAGUCAGAAUGGCGGAUGAGGAGGACGAGCCUGGCUUCGAUGAGGAGGUGGAGGACGGGUCCAGCGGGGUGGACGUCGGACACGGCAAGAGAAAGAGGCUUUUCUCCAAGGAGCUCCGGUGCAUGAUGUACGGGUUUGGAGACGACCAGAACCCGUAUACAGAGUCUGUGGAUAUUCUUGAGGACCUGGUGAUCGAGUUUAUCACGGAAAUGACCCACAAAGCCAUGUCUAUCGGACGACAGGGUCGCGUGCAGGUGGAGGAUAUCGUGUUCCUGAUUCGUAAGGAUCCCAGGAAGUUCGCCAGAGUCAAGGACCUGCUGACCAUGAACGAGGAGCUGAAGAGAGCCCGGAAAGCUUUCGACGAAGCCAAUUAUGGCUCCUAACUUGGCCAUGAGACACUUUUUGGACCGUCAUCUAACUAGGUUUUUCAUUUCUUUUUGUAUCGUUCAUUUGCUGACCGGUGUUCCUGAGUUAGUUCAGACCCGACUGUUUAUGAUAUGUGAUUUACGUUAUUUCAUGUGAUGGUGUGAAAGUGAUGAGCAGAGACAGGGGUUUGUACCUGUCAUGCUAUCUGAGACUGUCUGAAUAAAGCAGUUUAUUGUCAUUUAUGUUAAUUUAAGUGCCAAAAGAGACCAUACAUUGGUUUGGGACAGUGACAUAUGGCUCAACAGUUCACAUCAUAGAUGUUUUUCUAUAGUCAACACACUAUCAAGUGCAUCAUUAAACCAUAGCUUUUGGAAUAACAUUAAAGAAAAAGUUUAACCCAAAA